This is a messenger RNA of Prorocentrum cordatum, 1621 nucleotides long. The record is from the annotation of a GenBank genome assembly. Lineage: Eukaryota; Dinophyceae; Prorocentrales; Prorocentraceae.
AUGGCGACGACGGUCCUGCGGCUCGACUCCAUGCCGACAUUCGGCGAUGGGUGGCUGGUUGAGCCAAAGGGCUCGCACAAUUUUGAGGCACUCUGGGCUGCAGAGUUGGCCAAGGUCCGUGGGAUGGACGAGCGGGGUCCGUUCGUCGACAACGAGUGGCACCACCUGGCCAUGGGCCAGGAGCGGCGGAGGCGCGGGGGGGGCCAGAGGGAGGACGGCGAGGAGGUGUCGGCCGCGGCAUCCGUCCUCUCGCUCUCUGCCGCUUCGCUGGCUGCCGCCUGCCUGCUGCCGGCUUCGGCGCCGGCUCGGGCCGCCGCCGCCCGCUCUCGCUCGUCGUGCGCUCGGUUCGCGCGCCCCCGGGCGCCCCUCCCGCCGCGCCUGCGGCGGUCGGGCGCUUCGGUGGGCGAAGGAUCGGCCAGCAUCGCAUCGGGCCGCAUCGGCACGGGGACGAUUGCUCGGCACGCCUCGGGCCGACUGCUCGCUCAGAAUCGCAUCGGGCCAGUGGAGGUGCACAGGACCUUCGACCCGAACCGGGUGCCGCACCACCGCACCACCACGGACAGGCCGUUCGAUCCGGCGCUCUGCCCCUCCGCAUCGAAGGUCCUCGGCGCCCGGGCCAUGGGGACGUUCACGAAGGGCUCGACGCGCCAGGGCAUCACGGACCUGGACAGGUGCGAGCCGAUGGCGAAGGGCGUGGUCGAGGGCGGCACGGGCAGGGGCGGGCUGCGGGCCCUGGCCGCCUUCCCCGUGAGCCUGCGCACCCUGGAGCCCUACCACGACAACGGCAACCCUGCUAAGGCCGCCACCCUUAUUCUCAAUGGAUUCUUCUUGUUGCGGUGCACCAUGGUAUCACGUAUUGACACCACUUCCCCGAUUUUGAGGCAAGCAAUGUGUAUUAGUUAUGGUUCGUAUGUUCGAGAUAUUCUCAAGUUCCAGCGGCCGUUGUGGUCCGUAUCCAGUGCUAUCAAUGGCCGAAUCCCUUUCUGGGGCUGCCUCGUCCGACAGAGUGAAACACAUGUCGGAUGGCUGUCUGGCUGACAGUCAUUGAGAUAUAUUGGAUCCGGAAAUUGAUCGUGCAGACAGAGGAACUCGUACGCUACAGGUUGAUUCGUCAAGCUACGCUGCCGUACGCAUGUGCCACCGCGCUAUGAGAUGCAAGUGUGAUGGGCGACAGUCAGUUUUGCCAUUGUGCUAAUUCGUGGUAGAUCAGUAAAUGCAGCUUGUAAGUACGUCUGUGCAUGUGGAUUUGACUGCGCAUAUGUAGAUGUGUAUGUGCAUGCGCGCGCAACCGUGUAUGGCAAUGCAGCCGUACAUUUGUUGUUGUUUGUUUGGCUAGCUGUGCACCAUGCGCAUGUCGUGAUUUGACCAGGGCAGACCAAAGGCUGCACAGGCCUUCGAGGCGGGAUCGCAUCACGAGGCAAAUAACAAACCGAGAAGACCGAUCUGUGGUGCGCCGAUCACAAGAGCGAUGGCAUGGAAAGAAUGGGUGAGCGAAUAGAAAAUAAACGAGCUGAAAGAGAAGGCAGGUGCAGACAGAGGCCUUGAUUGCGGCUUGAUUGCCGCCGCCUUCAGGACAUUGAGGGAGAAGGUAGAUGGGAAUGAGAGUAGAGGCAGAGACGGG